GCUGAUCACAUGACCAGGUGCGGUUGUAAUGGUUGAUCUGCUGCUUCUGUUGUCGAGCUGUCAAAAAGAAAAAGCCAAACUGUAAAUAGCACCGUUGUUGUCAGACACAUUUGAAGCAUAUAAAUGAUCAGUGUUAAGAAGUGGCUGUUAUGGAGGAAGUGAGGGGUUCUUUACAGACCCUGAGGCAUGUUGGUCCGAUCAGGAUCAUGCCAUCUUGCACCUCCUCCUAAACAACAGAACCUCCUGCUGUCAACAUGGCCUCUGGUUACCCUCCCACCUUUGAGGGUGCAGGUGAAGUGAAGGAGGGUUUUCUGUGCCCGCUGUGCCUGAAGGACCUCCAGUCGUUCUUCCAACUCCAAGGACACUACGAGGAGGAGCACUCAGAUGAUCGUCAGAUCAGAGGGCAGAUUAAAAGUUUGGUUCAAAAAGCAAAGAAAGCAAAAGAUAAACUGUUGAAAAGAGAUGGAGAUGACAGACAGGAUGCUGGCAGUUAUGAGUCCUUCUAUUACGGAGGAGUGGACCCAUAUAUGUGGGAACCUCAGGAACUGGGAGCAACAAAAAGUCACCUGGACUCCUUUAAGAAACACAGAGCAGCCCGGAUUGAUCAUUAUGUCAUCGAGGUCAACAAGCUGAUCAUCAGACUGGAAAAGUUGACAGCGUUUGACAGAACCAACUCAGAUUCUGCUAAGAUCAGAGCCAUCGAGAAAUCUGUAGUGUCCUGGGUGAAUGACUCCGACGUCCCGUUCUGCCCUGAUUGCGGGAACAAGUUCAACAUCCGAAACAGGCGGCACCACUGUCGUCUCUGUGGAUCGAUCAUGUGUAGGAGGUGCAUGGAGUUUGUUCCACUUCCUUUGGCCCAGAAGCUCAUCAGUGGUACCCGAGAGGCCCUGUGUGUUCCUGGAAGUCCUGGUCAAUCCCACUCUCAGCCUGCAGGAGGUGGUAGCAGUGGGAUGGGCUCGAGGAGAGGCAGCAUUAGCAGCUUGAGCAGCGUGGCCUCCAUUUUGGAAGAAAAAGAUGAUGAGAAGAUCCGCUGCUGUCGUCACUGUAUGGACACGCUGCUGAAGAGACAGCAGAAGUUAGAAGAGAAAGACCAUGUUCCUGACAUUGUGAAACUUUAUGAGAGGCUGAGGAUGUGCAUGGAGAAAGUGGAAGAAAAGGCUCCAGAGUAUAUUCGAAUGGCUGAGUCUCUCAAUGCCGGAGAAACCACUUAUAAUCUCGACACAGCAGCUGGAUUGAGACUGGAAGUCCAGAAAUACUACGAACUAAUUGAUGCUCUAAGUAAAAAGAUUUUAACACUUGGAGUUAAAAAUGACCCACCUCCACAUCCAAAAGCGCUUCAGCUACAGAGGAUGAUCCGCCACACAGCAACACUAUUUGUCCAGGAGAAGCUGUUGGGUUUGAUGUUUUUACCCACUAAAGAGAAAUACGAAGCGUUGAAAGAAAAGAGAAAACAGGAGCAAGAGAGAAGACUCCAACAAGAGAGACUGGCAUCCCAGGAGUAUUUGAAGAGGAGGCAAGAGACUGAGAAGAGUCGUCCACCAGCCAACGGAGAGCUGCCCCAGGCUCCCAGAGAACCACGUAUGACCAAAGCUGGAGGUUGGCUGCCCUCUGCAGACUCUGCUCACAUACGCCGCGAGCUGGAGGACCCCCUCCUGCAGCAGAUUGAAAACAUUCAGUCCUUCCUUCGUCAGGCUCGCGAGGCGCAAAGAACAGACGAGGUGGCUAUGUUGGAGGAGAACUUACGACAGCUGCAGGAAGAGUACGACCAGCAGCAGACCAGCCUCGCCAUUGCCCUCUCCAAGCAGCAGGCUGAGGAGGACAGCUUACAGCAGGAGGAGCUUCAGCGUCUGGAGGCCCAGGAGAGGGAGCAGAGCGAGCACUGGGGCUCCACCCAGCUGUCAUUCACCUGCGAGCCGUCUCUGGAUAUGAGCCCGACAGGGGGAUACCAGCUGGAGAACACAGCAGCAGAGGUCCUGAUUCGUAAGGCUGACGGGAGUCCAUCAGCUUUAAGGUUGCACCCCACUCUCACAUCCCAGGAGGAGUCUCCCCCUAGAUUAAGAAGCUUGGGAGGACACAUAACCCCACCUAGCAGUGAAGGCCAGAGCAACAACUCCUUUAACCCGUUCGACGACGAGGACGCCACUCCCAUUGAGGAAGAUCCAUCCAAUCCCUUCUUUGAAGACAUCAAGAAGGAGCACAAGGAUGUAGCUAAUGGGAAGAAAGAGUACAACCCCUUUGACGAAGAAGAAGCAGAUGGAGAAAAUGAUCAACAGGCUGACACUGUGGCAGCUGGGAACCCCUUCGAGGAGGACGACAGCAGUGCAGGGAACCCCUUCAUGGAGGCCUCUGGGAAUUCUCCAGAGGUCUCGACCAACCCCUUUGACAUGGAGGACGAUGACGAGGUUCUGCCUGAUGUGGACAUGAUAGAGGAGGAGCUGCUGCUGCAGCAGAUCGACAACAUUCGGGCUUACAUCUUCGAUGCGAAGCUCAGCGGGCGUCUCGACGAGGUUGAGCUCUUGUCUGAGAAUCUAAGAGAGCUACAGCACACUCUACAGGAACAAAAGAAGAAGCACUGACACAUUUUAGCCCUGAUCACCUGCUACUUACUAAGUCCUACAAGGCUAGAUCACUUUACACAACUAACAACCCUACUAAGGUUCGUUUGGCUGAGGUCUGCUGCACCCCAGGUCCAUGGAGGAGUUAAGUUUUUGGCAUAUUUGUAAGCUGAUAGUGUCUUACCUGCAAUAGUUGGUCAGAACACUGUUUGUGAUGGCAAAACCAAAAUAAUUCAUGUGAUGCGUGACAGAUUUGUUUUCAUUCCAUCUACAAUAUUUGAAACAUUACAAAACAUCAUAUAGUUCAAACACUAUUUUGUAUUUCUUCACUGUAACACUUUAUAUACAUUAAAUAAUUUUUGUGCGCAUACAGAACCUAACUCUUUCAGCACAGGUCAACUGGUAAAACACUGAAGUUGCUAUGAAAACACCACUGGAAAUGUGCAAAUUCAACAAGCUCAAAAAGCAGAUUUAUAGCUUAGAUAUUUCUGAAAAAUCUCAUUUAUGCUCCUAAAUGAAAGUUGACACCAAUCAGUUCAGGGCAAAUAUAUAGGGCCUGUAGAGCAGUGCAGAUUUACCGGUUGAAUUUGUUUCAUUCCAGUGGCGUUACCACAGCUGCCUCCAGCGUGUUCCUAAUAAACGUGCGCGCUUGGCCUGCUUCGUGCAUUUGUACCAAUUUUUAACUACAAAAUUGUCUAUUGAACUAGCUUGACUUUUGUCUUCUGCAGGUAAGACAUUGAUUGCUUUUGAAUAUUUAACCCCAAUUAAAAAAAUACAACAAUCCCUUUAAUACUUUGGAUAAGUAUAUAUUAGUGGUCUGUAGCCUGGAUUCACUUUUUCGUCUUUUUUAAACCACUUCUCUAGUGUAGGGGGUUGCACAUGACUGGAGUUUGUCCUCUGCACAAAUUUAAAGCACUGAGUGAAAACUCGUUUGUACAGGUGUGUAAUUGAAGUCAAAAGAGUAGAAAACAGGAGAAUGUUGUAUUAAUGAGUCCAAUGA
Austrofundulus limnaeus is the source of this 3555-nucleotide messenger RNA. RefSeq names its product rabenosyn, RAB effector (gene rbsn). The record is from RefSeq and is a predicted model, not a curated record. NCBI's taxonomy places the organism in Eukaryota, Metazoa, Chordata, Actinopteri, Cyprinodontiformes, Rivulidae. Bases 255 to 2576 code for a protein of 773 amino acids. Gene Ontology annotation, molecular function: metal ion binding. The transcript is spliced from 12 exons.